AUGUCCUCCAUCACCCCCGCCGACUUUGCCGCCCUCCACCUCGUCCACCAUCUCAUUCUCGACCAACUCAUCGCGUCCGCCCCUCACUCCGCCCUCCGUCUCUGCUCAGCAGUCUACACGCGCGCUAUUCCUGUGCUCUAUCGGGAAAUCUACUCCUCGCCUGCUGUCUUCAGAGGCCUGCAGCUGCAAGCGGGGUAUGAGAGAACAGUGAAGGCUUUGGCGCACACCAAGACUAUCAUAGUCGGCGGCUUCGACAGCAUCGAUACCCUCUAUGCUCUCGCCGGUCCACGGCCGGAGAAACCUCCCGACCCAUCCUUGAGUCCUUGCUCGAGUUCUUGCUCGAGUUCUUCCUCGAGUCCUCCCUCGAGUCCUCCCUCGUCUCCUCCCUCGUCUCCUGUUGCCGCCUGUCCAUGCUACCCUCGCCGCUACUUCGGUCUAUUCCCGAACCUCGACCGCCUCGAGUUCACGUCUUUUGCGGUAGAGUCAGGAUACAUUGCGUAUCUCAACAGACUCGACGGCCCAGAGGGACAUGACCAUGAGCCACUUUUGUGGCAGCGGCUCUGCUUCCAGCUGCCAAAUGAUGUGAGGGAGAUGAUUUUUGUCCUGGACAACGACAGCAGAAACCAUUGGUUCGAGGUCGAGCAGCAUAUCAUGUUCCAACGUCCGCAUAAAGCUGUCGUUUUCAUCAGAGAGACGGUCAAGACGGCAGCUCAGGUCGCCGAGUCAGGAGAGAGUUUUGCGAGACUAGGUGAACAGCUGCCUUCACUGUGGUCCAACGCCAAACGUCUCACGGUCUUCGUUGAUACCAAUGAAGCUUUGGAUUGGAGCGAUCACGAACAAGUGCGACGUUACGCAAUCCCCAUGGGUAAGGCGCUUUCAAAAUUCGCUCAAAGGUUCGCAAUGAUCGUUUCUUCUUGGCGAUGGGAGUGGGCGUUGGGAGACGAAGGAGAUUUGGACAGGAAGUUGGUCGAUCAUAUCCAGAUCCACAUCCCCCUUGUUGGAAAAGUGCUAGAGGAAAUGAGUGAAGAAGGGCGAAAGCAGGUGGAUCAGCUCGUGAUGAAUGGGAGAUUGGUGUUGGGAGAGUAUGAAGGGUGGAUGGUGGAUGAUCUGCAUGUGAUGGAAAGACGUCAGGACGGUAUUUCUUCUCUAUGA
Molecule: messenger RNA, 1152 nt
Organism: Cryptococcus wingfieldii CBS 7118
Lineage: Eukaryota; Fungi; Basidiomycota; Tremellomycetes; Tremellales; Cryptococcaceae
Exons: 2
Coding region: 1-1152 (383 amino acids)
Source: RefSeq, a predicted model, not a curated record